AUGCACGGUCGUCCAAAGCUCGCUGCUCGAAAGAGCCCGUCCCCAGACAAUCGUGAAAGAAAACGCCCGCGGUUAUUCAAGUCACCACAGCCCGGUUUCCCAAGUCGUGAUGUGACCCCUAGCCCAAAGACUCCCGAGGUGAAGCAGGAUCAUGAGGCUCAAGAGGCCUCUACGGGCAUUUUCCGCACUCCUCCGACUCCCGUGGAUGUCCAGUAUCAACCGGCUGGCCCAAGCCCAGAUGUGCGUUCACGACCCUUUAGCUCGGAAGAUUUGGGAUUCCUCUCUUGGUUUGGAUUGUUUCUGACCCCAUUCGACAGGCCGACAAGCUUCUGGGCUAUUCCCCUUCCCCAGUCGACACCACGCGCCGACCUCCUGCCCAGCAUUCAACAUGACAGAAGCUUCCUUCACAAGUUCCUACGAUCCCCUGGCGCUCCUUGGUCGUGUCAAUGUUCCUCCGGCCACCACCAGCCAGCCUGGCCAGCCUGGCCAGCCCAGCCAAGCUCGUCAGGAGCCCACAACGCCUACUCCGACCCCCGCCCGCGACAAAGCCCAUACGAAACUCCUUGGAAGAAACUCACCGUUACGACCGUCGACUUCGAAGAACUGUCCGCGCACACUGCCAAGUGUGAUCUGUGUGAUCGUCGAAACACAGAGGGCAUGUGGCGAUGCACGCCUUGCGGAUGGCAGUGUUGCCGUCGAUGCCUCGCUGAACGAGGUGGAGACCGCUCGCAUCCUAAGGCUGGCACCAUACAUUAUCCUCGGGACAUGGUCCAGAUGUCGUCCCUUGCGAAGCCAAACGAGGGUCCUUCCAGUACCGCUGCCUCCGCCUCACGCAGACGAGUUCGCCCGUCUCGUGCCUCUCGAGGGACGCCCAACGUGUCGGCGGAUGAACAGGCGGCCCGACUCCUCAGUACCAUGAGAGAGGAUUACCAGGAUCGUCGCAGACAAUUGCCAACCCCAGCUGCUAAUGAGUCGAAUGAUGCUGCUGCACCGCAGCGGGCGGCUGGCACGGAUGGUGAGAUGGGCGUGAAUGGGGCACAGGGUCUGCAGGAUUUCAAGAUGCACAUGGACCUGGACAAUCUUCCGGACCAUCUCGUCAAUGUACGUCGCAACCCAUCGCGCAGAGCGAGACCGGCCGAUCUGAAGGAGUGA
Messenger RNA from Penicillium diatomitis, 1152 nucleotides. RefSeq lists its product as uncharacterized. The transcript is spliced from 2 exons. The record is from RefSeq and is a predicted model, not a curated record. Lineage: Eukaryota; Fungi; Ascomycota; Eurotiomycetes; Eurotiales; Aspergillaceae. The coding region runs from base 1 to 1152 and encodes 383 amino acids.